Messenger RNA from Aspergillus thermomutatus, 1557 nucleotides. RefSeq lists its product as uncharacterized. NCBI's taxonomy places the organism in Eukaryota, Fungi, Ascomycota, Eurotiomycetes, Eurotiales, Aspergillaceae. The transcript has a single exon. The record is from RefSeq and is a predicted model, not a curated record. The coding region runs from base 1 to 1557 and encodes 518 amino acids.
AUGGAAGACAGGAUUCCAGUUGCCGACCUCCAGCACUCAGCUGGAUCCCUAGCCGCUAUUGCCUUUCAUAACAUCGAGCACUGCACUCAAAAGACCUCGUCUGCGAUCCUAGGAUACUAUCAUCUCCCUCAUAUAGGGUCUGAACACAGCAGCAGCGACAAUGCCGAUGAAGCAGCCAAAUAUACCAAGGCGUUCAUCAAAGGCCGCAAGGUCGCCGUCAAGGUCGCUAACCUCAUUAACCAGGGGAAGACUAUACAUCCUGUCCCGUUGAGGGUGACGGGCAGCGGGUUGGUCGGAGGACCACCCUGUGAAGGGCAUGCCCGCCUGAUCGAGGGCAUUACCUGGUUCGAAAAGACUCAAUUCCAUCACCAGUCCCUCCGGCCUGAAGGAAACCAUUCCACAGCCAGCCACUACCUGCAUUUCUCAACCCCACUGGCACAGAUUAUCCCCGGGGCAGAAGGGCGGACGCAGCCCAUGGAUGUCGUGCAAGAUAUCACCCUUAUCUCUGGUAUGUGCCUCUGGGCAUCAAGGAUCAUCCAGUCGAGUAUGCCACGGGGUCAGCGGCUCGACGUGUCCAGGCUCCUAUCUUCCAAAAUCACACUCUACGAGGUUGAAUAUCUCGCUCGCGCAGUCCCCGUCAUCGCCGACCUGGCUGCGGCCCUAUCCGCAAAUAAUCCAUACGGGCCGACACCACUGAAUAUCCGCCUCGACAUCCCCAGCUUCCACUACUACCACUCCCUCGAGGAGCGUCUCCGCGACGGAUGCUGCACCUUCCCCGAGGCACUUCAAUGGAUGCACGCCGUCGAGAAGCGCCACCACCAGCUUUCCCGGGUGUUCUGCCGCCUCAUCGACCACGAGCUAUCCCGACGGUGGGUUGGGACCCCUCACCGUCGAAAACUGGACGUCCAGGUCUCGCCUUUAGCGGACCUAGUAUUCCAGCUGAUCUGUGACUCACUGGCAAACAGCGUCCUCCCCGACGUGGAUGAUAUACUGCAAAUUGUCCAGACGGAAGACACUACAUGGGUCCGCUUCUACUCGCUGGUCCCGGAGAACGAGAAAGUGACGGACUUCCGGGCCUUGAGCUAUCUGUUCUACGUGUACCAGGUCCUAAGGCCGGCUUUGGAACAGACUCACGUCAACACCACAGAAGGCGACGAAGCAACAUCAAAAUUACUGAUCAGCGUCGACGACGCGUUCGAGCGACGGAUCUACUCGCGCAGUCAAAAACUGCUGAAGAAGCUGCGGGCGUCGCUGCCAGCGUCUGCGGCUGUCCCUCAUCUACUCGAGGUGUAUCUCUGUCGGCGUAUAUUUAUCAACAGCAAUGAGACAGGCUCGAAUCUCUACCUGGAUGACCCGUCUCCCGAGCCCUUUGUGUUGCGAUUGUGCCAAGGACUGGCUCCGGAGGGGAAGCAGGAACUUGUCCGAGCUCAGGAUCGACAUAAUACUCGCCCUGAGACGAUCAAGCUGGACGCAUUCGAUGUGGUUGAGGGGUUGUAUGGAUCUCACAUAGCCGAAGUGCUCAAGGACUUGUUUGCAGAGGUGGGACUGGGAGCUUGA